AUGGCCUCAAAGCAGUGCAAGACGAGAGGCAUCAAUGCGCGCGAGGGCAGCACGCAGCGAGGCGAGGGAGUCGGCGAGCAGCUUCACCCCACCUCCCCCACUCCACUAUGUUUGUUGCUUCUCCCCCCAACCCCCCUCUCCCUUUCACACCCCAUUCUCUCACCUCCCACCGUCACUGCCCCAUCUCACCUCUCCCCCAACUUCCCCUCUUUCCCCUGCACCCCCUCCCCCCUUUCCCCCCUCUUGCGCACCUUCUGUUUCGCCAUGGCCUCAACGGCAGUGCGAGAGGCAUCGAUGCGGGCACCACCCUACGUCCCUGUCACCUGCCACUUCUCUCCCCUCCUACCAUCACUGCCCUAUCUCACCUUCCCCCCACCUCCUUGGAGCCUCACCUCCUUGGAGCCUCACCUCCUUGGAGCCUCACCUCCUUGGAGCCUCACCUCCUUGGAGCCUCACCUCCUUGGAGCCUCACCUCCUUGGAGCCUCACCUCCUUGGAGCCUCACCUCCUUGGAGCCUCACCUCCUUGGAGCCUCACCUCCUUGGAGCCUCACCUCCUUGGAGCCUCACCUCCUUGGAGCCUCACCUCCUUGGAGCCUCACCUCCUUGGAGCCUCACCUCCUUGGAGCCUCACCUCCUUGGAGCCUCACCUCCUUGGAGCCUCACCUCCUUGGAGCCUCACCUCCUUGGAGCCUCACCUCCUUGGAGCCUCACCUCCUUGGAGCCUCACCUCCUUGGAGCCUCACCUCCUUGGAGCCUCACCUCCUUGGAGCCUCACCUCCUUGGAGCCUCACCUCCUUGGAGCCUCACCUCCUUGGAGCCUCACCUCCUUGGAGCCUCACCUCCUUGGAGCCUCACCUCCUUGGAGCCUCACCUCCUUGGAGCCUCACCUCCUUGGAGCCUCACCUCCUUGGAGCCUCACCUCCUUGGAGCCUCACCUCCUUGGAGCCUCACCUCCUUGGAGCCUCACCUCCUUGGAGCCUCACCUCCUUGGAGCCUCACCUCCUUGGAGCCUCACCUCCUUGGAGCCUCACCUCCUUGGAGCCUCACCUCCUUGGAGCCUCACCUCCUUGGAGCCUCACCUCCUUGGAGCCUCACCUCCUUGGAGCCUCACCUCCUGCGAGCCUCACCUCCUGCGAGCCUCACCUCCUGCGAGCCUCACCUCCUGCGAGCCUCACCUCCUGCGAGCCUCACCUCCUGCGAGCCUCACCUCCUGCGAGCCUCACCUCCUUGGAGCCUCACCUCCUUGGAGCCUCACCUCCUUGGAGCCUCACCUCCUUGGAGCCUCACCUCCUUGGAGCCUCACCUCCUUGGAGCCUCACCUCCUUGGAGCCUCACCUCCUUGGAGCCUCACCUCCUUGGAGCCUCACCUCCUUGGAGCCUCACCUCCUUGGAGCCUCACCUCCUUGGAGCCUCACCUCCUUGGAGCCUCACCUCCUUGGAGCCUCACCUCCUUGGAGCCUCACCUCCUUGGAGCCUCACCUCCUUGGAGCCUCACCUCCUUGGAGCCUCACCUCCUUGGAGCCUCACCUCCUUGGAGCCUCACCUCCUUGGAGCCUCACCUCCUUGGAGCCUCACCUCCUUGGAGCCUCACCUCCUUGGAGCCUCACCUCCUUGGAGCCUCACCUCCUUGGAGCCUCACCUCCUUGGAGCCUCACCUCCUGCGAGCCUCACCUCCUGCGAGCCUCACCUCCUGCGAGCCUCACCUCCUGCGAGCCUCACCUCCUGCGAGCCUCACCUCCUUGGAGCCUCACCUCCUUGGAGCCUCACCUCCUUGGAGCCUCACCUCCUUGGAGCCUCACCUCCUUGGAGCCUCACCUCCUUGGAGCCUCACCUCCUUGGAGCCUCACCUCCUUGGAGCCUCACCUCCUUGGAGCCUCACCUCCUUGGAGCCUCACCUCCUUGGAGCCUCACCUCCUGCGAGCCUCACCUCCUGCGAGCCUCACCUCCUGCGAGCCUCACCUCCUGCGAGCCUCACCUCCUUGGAGCCUCACCUCCUUGGAGCCUCACCUCCUUGGAGCCUCACCUCCUUGGAGCCUCACCUCCUUGGAGCCUCACCUCCUUGGAGCCUCACCUCCUUGGAGCCUCACCUCCUUGGAGCCUCACCUCCUUGGAGCCUCACCUCCUUGGAGCCUCACCUCCUUGGAGCCUCACCUCCUGCGAGCCUCACCUCCUGCGAGCCUCACCUCCUGCGAGCCUCACCUCCUUGGAGCCUCACCUCCUUGGAGCCUCACCUCCUUGGAGCCUCACCUCCUUGGAGCCUCACCUCCUUGGAGCCUCACCUCCUUGGAGCCUCACCUCCUUGGAGCCUCACCUCCUUGGAGCCUCACCUCCUGCGAGCCUCACCUCCUGCGAGCCUCACCUCCUGCGAGCCUCACCUCCUGCGAGCCUCACCUCCUGCGAGCCUCACCUCCUUGGAGCCUCACCUCCUUGGAGCCUCACCUCCUUGGAGCCUCACCUCCUUGGAGCCUCACCUCCUUGGAGCCUCACCUCCUUGGAGCCUCACCUCCUUGGAGCCUCACCUCCUUGGAGCCUCACCUCCUUGGAGCCUCACCUCCUUGGAGCCUCACCUCCUGCGAGCCUCACCUCCUGCGAGCCUCACCUCCUGCGAGCCUCACCUCCUGCGAGCCUCACCUCCUUGGAGCCUCACCUCCUUGGAGCCUCACCUCCUUGGAGCCUCACCUCCUUGGAGCCUCACCUCCUUGGAGCCUCACCUCCUUGGAGCCUCACCUCCUUGGAGCCUCACCUCCUUGGAGCCUCACCUCCUUGGAGCCUCACCUCCUUGGAGCCUCACCUCCUUGGAGCCUCACCUCCUUGGAGCCUCACCUCCUGCGAGCCUCACCUCCUGCGAGCCUCACCUCCUGCGAGCCUCACCUCCUGCGAGCCUCACCUCCUGCGAGCCUCACCUCCUUGGAGCCUCACCUCCUUGGAGCCUCACCUCCUUGGAGCCUCACCUCCUUGGAGCCUCACCUCCUUGGAGCCUCACCUCCUUGGAGCCUCACCUCCUUGGAGCCUCACCUCCUUGGAGCCUCACCUCCUUGGAGCCUCACCUCCUUGGAGCCUCACCUCCUUGGAGCCUCACCUCCUUGGAGCCUCACCUCCUUGGAGCCUCACCUCCUUGGAGCCUCACCUCCUUGGAGCCUCACCUCCUUGGAGCCUCACCUCCUUGGAGCCUCACCUCCUUGGAGCCUCACCUCCUUGGAGCCUCACCUCCUUGGAGCCUCACCUCCUUGGAGCCUCACCUCCUUGGAGCCUCACCUCCUUGGAGCCUCACCUCCUUGGAGCCUCACCUCCUUGGAGCCUCACCUCCUUGGAGCCUCACCUCCUGCGAGCCUCACCUCCUGCGAGCCUCACCUCCUGCGAGCCUCACCUCCUGCGAGCCUCACCUCCUGCGAGCCUCACCUCCUUGGAGCCUCACCUCCUUGGAGCCUCACCUCCUUGGAGCCUCACCUCCUUGGAGCCUCACCUCCUUGGAGCCUCACCUCCUUGGAGCCUCACCUCCUUGGAGCCUCACCUCCUUGGAGCCUCACCUCCUUGGAGCCUCACCUCCUUGGAGCCUCACCUCCUUGGAGCCUCACCUCCUGCGAGCCUCACCUCCUGCGAGCCUCACCUCCUGCGAGCCUCACCUCCUGCGAGCCUCACCUCCUGCGAGCCUCACCUCCUUGGAGCCUCACCUCCUUGGAGCCUCACCUCCUUGGAGCCUCACCUCCUUGGAGCCUCACCUCCUUGGAGCCUCACCUCCUUGGAGCCUCACCUCCUUGGAGCCUCACCUCCUUGGAGCCUCACCUCCUUGGAGCCUCACCUCCUUGGAGCCUCACCUCCUGCGAGCCUCACCUCCUGCGAGCCUCACCUCCUGCGAGCCUCACCUCCUUGGAGCCUCACCUCCUUGGAGCCUCACCUCCUUGGAGCCUCACCUCCUUGGAGCCUCACCUCCUUGGAGCCUCACCUCCUUGGAGCCUCACCUCCUUGGAGCCUCACCUCCUUGGAGCCUCACCUCCUGCGAGCCUCACCUCCUGCGAGCCUCACCUCCUGCGAGCCUCACCUCCUGCGAGCCUCACCUCCUGCGAGCCUCACCUCCUUGGAGCCUCACCUCCUUGGAGCCUCACCUCCUUGGAGCCUCACCUCCUUGGAGCCUCACCUCCUUGGAGCCUCACCUCCUUGGAGCCUCACCUCCUUGGAGCCUCACCUCCUUGGAGCCUCACCUCCUUGGAGCCUCACCUCCUGCGAGCCUCACCUCCUGCGAGCCUCACCUCCUGCGAGCCUCACCUCCUGCGAGCCUCACCUCCUGCGAGCCUCACCUCCUUGGAGCCUCACCUCCUUGGAGCCUCACCUCCUUGGAGCCUCACCUCCUUGGAGCCUCACCUCCUUGGAGCCUCACCUCCUUGGAGCCUCACCUCCUUGGAGCCUCACCUCCUUGGAGCCUCACCUCCUUGGAGCCUCACCUCCUUGGAGCCUCACCUCCUUGGAGCCUCACCUCCUGCGAGCCUCACCUCCUGCGAGCCUCACCUCCUUGGAGCCUCACCUCCUUGGAGCCUCACCUCCUUGGAGCCUCACCUCCUUGGAGCCUCACCUCCUUGGAGCCUCACCUCCUGCGAGCCUCACCUCCUUGGAGCCUCACCUCCUUGGAGCCUCACCUCCUUGGAGCCUCACCUCCUUGGAGCCUCACCUCCUUGGAGCCUCACCUCCUGCGAGCCUCACCUCCUGCGAGCCUCACCUCCUGCGAGCCUCACCUCCUGCGAGCCUCACCUCCUUGGAGCCUCACCUCCUUGGAGCCUCACCUCCUUGGAGCCUCACCUCCUUGGAGCCUCACCUCCUUGGAGCCUCACCUCCUUGGAGCCUCACCUCCUUGGAGCCUCACCUCCUUGGAGCCUCACCUCCUUGGAGCCUCACCUCCUUGGAGCCUCACCUCCUUGGAGCCUCACCUCCUUGGAGCCUCACCUCCUGCGAGCCUCACCUCCUGCGAGCCUCACCUCCUUGGAGCCUCACCUCCUUGGAGCCUCACCUCCUUGGAGCCUCACCUCCUUGGAGCCUCACCUCCUUGGAGCCUCACCUCCUGCGAGCCUCACCUCCUUGGAGCCUCACCUCCUUGGAGCCUCACCUCCUUGGAGCCUCACCUCCUUGGAGCCUCACCUCCUGCGAGCCUCACCUCCUUGGAGCCUCACCUCCUGCGAGCCUCGCCCCACGCUCUCCACCCCCCCCUGCGCACCUUGCUGCUGUUUCGCCAUGGCUUCAACAGCGGCCCGCGAGGCAUCAAUGCGGGCAAGGGCAGCGCGCAGCGAGGCGAGGGAGUCGGCGAGCAGCUUCACCUCGCCCUCCACCUGCUCUCGAAUCUGCCGCACCUGCUCCACUGGCAGACGCGGAAUGUCCUUCACUGA
Molecule: messenger RNA, 5373 nt
Organism: Closterium sp. Yama58-4
Lineage: Eukaryota; Viridiplantae; Streptophyta; Zygnematophyceae; Desmidiales; Closteriaceae
Source: the annotation of a GenBank genome assembly